Rhineura floridana is the source of this 2343-nucleotide messenger RNA. RefSeq names its product apolipoprotein L2-like. Gene Ontology annotation, cellular component: extracellular region; membrane. The record is from RefSeq and is a predicted model, not a curated record. Gene Ontology annotation, molecular function: lipid binding. The transcript has 5 exons. Gene Ontology annotation, biological process: lipid transport; lipoprotein metabolic process. NCBI's taxonomy places the organism in Eukaryota, Metazoa, Chordata, Lepidosauria, Squamata, Rhineuridae.
AGGAACUCACCCUCAGCUACUCCUUGACUGCUCUGCACAUCAGUUUAGUAGAAGCCGUCCACUCAAAUGGGAAAGGCUUGAAAUAUACUGAACCUGAGAAGAGCAAGCUUUGAACAUUUAGUAGCCACAAGACUCCUGCAAGAAUGGCCUCUGAAAAAUACCAUGUUUAUGAAGAAUAUCUUGAGUGUGACAACCACAUCUUGGGAAUCUCAGAGCUUCUGCCAGACAAACUAGAUGAUGAACAGCAGCAAAGAUUCACUGAUGAAGAUUACAUGGAGGUGUUGCAGAAUGUGACUGAACUUAAGAGAAAGGAAAAAGAUGGGCAUUGGGAAGAAUUAGCCAAUGAAUAUUUUGUCCACUUUCUGCAUGAAUUCCCUGCUUAGAGAGAAGAGAUUGAAAAGUGCAUCAGAUGCCUUCGGGAAAUGGCAGAUGACAUUGAUGAGACCCAUAAGAAGUGUACUAUUGCCAGCAUAGCUGCCAACUCUACCAGCGCCUCUUCUGGCAUCCUGACCAUCCUGGGACUGACCUUGGCCCCUGUCACAGCAGGCGGGAGUUUACUCCUGACGGCCACCGGCAUUGGCUUAGGAGCAGUGGCGACAGCGACAGGCCUUUCUGCUACUUUAUAUGAGAGUGUUAAUAAUUCAAAUGAAAGGAAAAAAGCCCACGAACUGAUGAACAAAUGUGAGAAAAGUCUAAGAAAGGCAACGUUUCCUGAUAAAAUAGAAUUUGGCUUUGAAUCACCCCCAAACAAUGGAGCUAUGGGUGAAAACGUCAAACAACUUGUUUCCAAUGUUGCCGGUCAAGUUCCUGACUUGUAUAAGGGUGUGAAGGAUAUCAGAACUAAUGUAAAAGCUUGGAAGCAUGUUCGAGCCAAUCCUGGCAUGAAGGCUUUAGCAAAGCGAGUCACAGCUGCAGGGAGCAGAUCCCGGAGUACAAUCAGAGGGGCCAAACAUGUUAAAAAGGCUUUUGCAGGAACCACCCUUGCCAUGACCAAAGGAGCCAGGCUGCUGAGCGCUGCAUCAACUGGGGUGUUUCUCCUGUUUGACGCCUAUGGCAUUGUUCAAGACGCUAAACGUUUGACUGAGGGAGCCAAGGCAGAAAUGGGCACAGAGAUCAGGGAGAAGGCUAGCAAACUAGAAAAAGAACUUCAUCAUCUUGACAAGCUCUACGAGGCACUGAAAGGCAUGCUGUGUGAGUUAAAGUGGCCAAAGAACCGUGCAGCAUAUGUGUGAACUAUGUAAUUCUCUACUGGUUGUAUUCGGUCAAGGUUCGCCAGGCAACUGCUAUUAAAAGAAACAGUCCAUGCAAAAACAACUGCCACCCAAGACUUGAUCCUGGAUGACUGGGUGGAUCUGGCAUAUAUUACUGAGGCUUAUCUGGAUGAGACGGGAUAAAAACAGCUGAGCUCUUCUCAGUAUUGCACCAGCAUAGACUCCAAGGCUGAGGAAAUGGAGUGUCUCAAUUAUACUGAGACCUGACUACUGCAACAUGUUAACUAUGGAGGCUCUUCUAUAACUUCCCCGUGCCUUCAGUUGGACAGGUGGCAAUUGGAGAGAAGGCCUUCUCUGAAGUUACACCCACUGCAAGUUAUGAACCUUUGGACCUGGGGCUAUCUUUGUUAUCUGUCCUGACCAAAUAUUUACCUUUGGUUUUGUGUUGUUAGGUAUUACAAAUUCUUUUUGCACUGAUAUGCUUAGCUGUUUCCAUUUCUUGAUUUAAUUGGUUUAUUUUUGCUGUUUUUAUUACUGCUAAGUUUGGGCGUUCCUGGCUUUUUAUAGCUGUCAUCAUUUUACUACUACUGUACUAUUAUUCAUCCUGUAACAUUGAGGUUGCCCAGAUGAAUAUGUGGCCCUUGGUCUGAAAAAGUUUCCUCACCCUUGGUAGGGGAAAGGGUUCCUUCUGUUUUCACUUCAAAGAGUCACCCAUUAUUUUACAAUUAAUGGCAGAGACAGCAGAGAUUUUGAAUUUAUGUCUGGGCAUAGCAGUAGAGUAGCGGCAAAUUCAGAAGUGCAGGGUCCCUUAUGAUAAGUUACAGCCAUGCCCCCUUCUAAGAUUAUACAACUUUCUAAAAUUAUAGAAUUAUCUGGCUAGGCUUGAAUACUGCUUUCUGCUUCUCUAUCACUGUCACCAUUUGACUGUCCUUUCUCACAGUCAGAUGUAUUGCUUGAAUUACUGAAUACAGUGUCUACACAUUUAUCUCUUGCUGAUACCAAGCUGCUUGAUUAUUUAGAUGGGAUGUUAUCAUCAGGAUUCACUAUUUCUUCUUCUGCAAUUACAGAAUUCUCACUCUCCACAACUUGUCUUAGCUUUUUGUAGUAGAAACUAAUAAAGGCUUGCUUGCGA